This is a messenger RNA of Panicum virgatum (switchgrass), 1017 nucleotides long. Its product is annotated as cationic peroxidase SPC4-like. Gene Ontology annotation, biological process: response to oxidative stress. NCBI's taxonomy places the organism in Eukaryota, Viridiplantae, Streptophyta, Magnoliopsida, Poales, Poaceae. The transcript has 3 exons. Bases 1 to 1017 code for a protein of 338 amino acids. The record is from RefSeq and is a predicted model, not a curated record. Gene Ontology annotation, molecular function: heme binding; peroxidase activity.
AUGGCGGCGGUGGAGCGCUGUCCCGGGUGCGAAGGCCGGCGCGAGCGGCAUUGCGUGGGGGCGCUCCCCACUCCCCUGUACCCUCCAAGCGGCGGAGCCGAGGAUGACCGGCGGCGCGCGAGGUCGGCGGCGGAGGGGCGCGGCGGCGAGCAGCAGGCGUCGGCGGGACUCCUGCGGGAGGACCAGGCCUCGCGCCGCGCGGAGGCCGUGCGGCGCCACAGUGGCUGCGGGCUCGUGGGGCCCGCAGCAGCGGCCGGCGCAUGCAUCAACGACCUCCGCGACCGCCUCGACAGGGCCUGCGGCGGCCGCGUUGUCUCCUGCGCCGACAUCCUCACCCUCGCCGCGCGCGACUCCGUGGCCCUGGCCAGCGGCCCGGCCUACGAGGUGCCCCUCGGCCGGCGCGAAGGCCUGGCGCCCGCGUCGCAGGACGCCGUCUUCGCCGCGCUCCCGCCGCCGAGCUCCAACGUCACCACGCUCCUGAGCUUCCUGUCCAGGAUCGACCUGGACGCCACCGACCUCGUCGCGCUCUCCGGCGGCCACACCGUCGGCGUCGCCCACUGCGGGUCCUUCGAGGACCACCUGUUCCCGACGCAGGACCCCACCCUGAACCAGUGGUUCGCCGGGCGGCUGAGGCUCACCUGCCCCGCCAAGGGCGCCGACGGCACGACGGCCAACGACAUCCGGACGCCCAACACGUUCGACAAGUACUACGUGGACCUGCUCGACCGGGAGGGGCUCUUCACCUCCGACCAGGACCUCUUCACCGACGGCAGGACCAAGCCGCUAGUCACCAAGUUCUCCGUCGACCAGGACACACUAGCAUUUUUUAGUAGUGACGCCUUCUUCCAGCAGUUCGUCUACUCGUACGUCAAGAUGGGGCAGAUCAAUGUGCUGACGGGGGCGACGCAGGGCCAGAUCCGCGCCAACUGCUCGGCGCGCAACAACAAUGAGCAGCAGCUGCCGCCCUGGUCCGUCGUGGAAACCGUCGUCGACGCCGCCGAGAGCAUCGUGCUCUAG